CUUGCGAAAAAACUACUACAAAAACUUAAUUUGGUGAGCAAUGUACUGGGUACUACAGGUACCGUGACAGCGUAACCGGCAUCCACCCCUCAAUCCACAAUUGCAAUGAAUCUGCGGCCGCGCUGCCGCAAAUGGUUGCCGCUGGCAACGCAGCAGCUCCGUCUCCGCAACCUGACGCGUAUCCAGGGAUUCAACAUUGUGUGCCGCCAAUUGAGUGGAGUGACGGAGGCGGAAGUGGAAGCUGAGGCGGAUUCGGAGGACGUGUUGCUUUACUAUACGCUUCACACAGAUAAGGCUAGUGAAGCACUCUACACGAGCGAGCGGCUGCCGCAGCGCCAUCAGCAGCAAAAGUGGGCGGAGAUCGGUGCAGACGGCGAUGCCUGGCGGAAAUCUAAUGCGCAGUGUGUGUGCGUCAAGGUGUGGAAGCACUGUCCGGCAGCCAAGCGAUCUGUUGGCCAAACAAGUGAGACUGACGAUAGGACGAAGGACAUGUGCGGGGAGCAUGGGAGACGCCCCGAACUGCUGUUCAGCUGGGGCGUAUACUUCUCCGGCCUGAUACCCCUGGCUCCUCUAACGAUUGCCCAGUGCGGCCAGAACUGUUUGAUUUUCCAAAUGAAUGGCGAACAGUUUGUGUCCCCGUCGAUGAUCAGCGAGCAGGGCCUGCAUGCGCAGCUGCAUCUGCACUAUCAGAAUUACGGGGAGGAGGAGAAGGAGGAGCAGCCGAAGGACCAGCUCGGCAUCAACUCUCCCAACACCAGUCGCAGCGCGAGUCCCGUCCUGAAAAUGAGCACGAUGCGGCACGUCCAACUGAAGUGCCAUCGGCAGGAGAUUCGCCGCAGCUACAACCUGGACAAGCUGCUCUUGCUGCAGCGCCUGCAACGACUGCAGCAGCAGAAGCUGCGCCACAUGACUGAGAUCGGCAAGGAGAUUGCUCGCCUGAGCGUUCACUGCGUCACCAGGAACGAGCUGCGGCUCAAGCCCCGCACCACAUCCCUAUCCGGAGACCACUCCCACCACAUUCACCAUUCCAUGGGGCGUACGCUCAGCGUUCUGCUGGCCGAGCAACAGCAGAUUGCCCCCCUGGCGCUGUACAAUGCCCAGCAGCUCACCAAGCAGAUUGAAGGUCUGCGCUGCAAGCAGCGGCUGCUCCAAGCGGAGCGCGAAACCUGCCAGCAGCGAAACGAGAAAGCCACCCUUCGUCUGGAGGCACUGGCUGAGAGAAAGGAAGCCCUGCAGCAGAAGUUGCACAGGCAGCGGCAUCACCUCGAGAAAGAACGCCUAGAGCUGCAGUUGCUGCAGCCCCAGCACCUGGCUCAGCGGGAUCAGCGACGCCAGAUUAUGCGGCAGAUGGAACGGCGCAUGUCGACUUUGGUGCUGGAGCUGCAGGAGAUCUACAACAUCCAGAGCGUGGGCGGGGGUCAGCAGCUCAGCAUUUGCGGAAUUGCGUUCCCCCACAUGGAGCAGUACACAAGUGAUUCGCGGCAGGCGGCCAAUGCCCAGGUCCUUGAGAAUGUCUCACCGCUGGCGGUGAGUGCGGCACUCGGCUAUGUGGCUCAUCUAGUGCAGAUGCUGGCCAUUAUCAUGGACAGGCCCCUGCGGAACCGCAUCCUCUACGAGCCCUCGAAAUCGAGGAUUGUGGACGAGAUCAAAGAACUAACCUACACCACAAGAGAGUUCCCCCUCUAUACGCGCUCCGUUCUGCCGUCCCAACAGACCAAAUAUGCCAUCUACCUGCUGCGUCAGAACGUCUCCCAGCUAUGCUUCGACAUUAUCGGUCACUGUGAUCUGCGCAACACCUUCGGAAAUCUCCUGGAGCUGUUCAGCACCUUGCGAUAUAUCGAACGCACCCAGAGGGGCGACGAGACGGACAGUGGCAGGACGCGACUGGUAAAUGGUCUGACAACCCCGGCGAACGCGCACUUGUCCCAGUCCCAUUCAUCGGUGGACAUGAAUCAUGUGGCGCUGCCCACCACCGCAAAUGCGGCCAAAGAUGCCCUGCUCCAGCAGCUGCUGCCACCGGGCGUGAGUCAGGCUCUGGCCAUCGAGGGUUAUGCGUCAACGCAGCGCAUUUGUCGUUCAGUGGGUUCCUACUCGGAUGGCGAGGAUGAAUUUCGACCCAGAUUGGAGCACAACUAUUCCAAUUCGGACUCAAACAUAGCCCUCCAAACGGAGCGCAGCUGAAUGGGGAGCACCAUACCAAUAUAUCUGAUGUAUCGAGCGUCUAUACUCGUAUUUAAACACCCAUACUCCCCGUACCAUAGCCUAGCGAUUAAAGCCCCCCAAAAAUCAAAGCAAUCUGCACAGCUGUAUCCCAAAGUGAUUGUAUUAGUUGAAACACAUUUGUUCUCCUUUAAAUUAUUAUUAGAUCGGAUGUGUGAUUGCUUUGAGAACAGCCCAAAAUACGGACCGCGUCUACUGUGUGCAUAUUAUUUUUAGUAGUCUAAGAUCUCUAUGUAAAUGGCCGUUUAUUGUUUUUUCUGCUAAACUAAGCUAUAAAUAAA
Molecule: messenger RNA, 2501 nt
Organism: Drosophila persimilis
Lineage: Eukaryota; Metazoa; Arthropoda; Insecta; Diptera; Drosophilidae
Gene: Uvrag
Product: UV radiation resistance-associated gene protein
Exons: 4
Coding region: 106-2181 (691 amino acids)
Biological process (GO): SNARE complex assembly
Cellular component (GO): lytic vacuole; endosome
Molecular function (GO): SNARE binding
Source: RefSeq, a predicted model, not a curated record